AUGCGCCGUCCAUUCACCAAGAGACCAGAGGAUAAUACCUCUCCGGUUGAAUCGCUAUCAGAGAAAGACCUCGACCUCGGAUCUUACGCGGAAAAGAACCUAGGAGGCUUCGGAAUAUUAUGUACGGGGUUUAAUAUCUGCAACAGCUGGGCGGGCCUGGCUGCCACCCUGGCAGUGGGCAUUGCCCAAGGAGGCACAGUGACUUUGCUAUAUGGCCAGAUUUUGAUCUUCGUUCUGAUCGGCCUCGGUUCGACCGCCACGCUGGCGGAGUUGACCAGUGUUUACCCGACUGCCGGUGGCCAGUACCAUUGGACGUCCAUCUUGGCGCCGAAGAGUACCAAUCGAGCGCUGAGCUACUUCUGCGGCGCUGCCAACAUAUUCGGAUGGCUCUCCAUAUGCACCGGGGUCGUCAUACAGCCAGGGCAAUUCAUCUCAGCCAUGGUCGUCUUCUUCAAUCCAGACUUUGAGCCACAAGCCUGGCAUAUCUUUUUGAUAUAUCAAGCGGUCAACAUUCUCAUCUUGCUAUAUAACAUCUAUCUGAUGAAGCGGACGUCCUGGAUUCAUGAUGUUGGGUUUGUCGUCUCCCUCAGUCUAUUCAUCAUCAUCACCAUCACCUGUGCGACGCGGGCACCAGGCCACAAUUCCAGCACUUUCGUUUGGACCAACUUCGUCAACGACUCCGGGUGGAGCUCCGAUGGAAUUGUCUUCCUGACAGGACUGGCCAACCCCAAUUUCAUGUAUGCAGGUAUCGACGGGGCUAUCCACCUAGCAGAAGAAUGCUCGAACGCAGUCACCACCGUACCGCUGGCUCUAUUCAGCACGAGUCUGAUCGGCUUCGUCACUGCCUUCGCCUUUUCCAUCUCAAUGGUAUACUCCUUAGUCGACCUAGACGCAAUCAUCAACACUCCUACCGGCGUCCCCAUCUACGAAAUCUGGUACCAAGCGACAAGAUCCUCCACCGCAGCAACAGUCUUCCUAGCCGGCCUCCUCGCCGUCUCCCUCUUCGCCCUAAACGGCUGCGUCCAGACAGCCUCGCGUCUCACCUGGUCCUACGCGCGCGACAAUGCCCUGCUCGGAUCAUCCUACAUCGGCCAGCUUCACCCGCGCCACAACGUGCCUGUCUGGGCCCUCGUUGCCAACUCCGCCGUGAUAUUCAUCAUCGGAUGCAUCUACCUCGGCUCGGACACUGCGUUCCACGCAUUCGUUGGAACAGGCCUCCUCCUCCAGCAGAUCUCUUUCGCUGUCCCGGCCGCGUUGCUGCUCUAUCAUCGUCGGUCGACGAAAUAUCUUGCGAAGAAAAGACGGGUUCGAUUGGGGUUAAUGGGGUGGAUUGCUAACGCUUUGACUGUGGGGUUUGCGUUCAUUACGUUGGUGUUUUAUUGUUUCCCGACGGAGGUCCCUGUGACGGGGAGUUCAAUGAAUUACACUGUCGUUGUGAUCGGUUGCAUGGCGCUAUUUUCCCUCUUGAAUUGGGUGGUACAUGCUAGACGCGUCUACCAAGGGCCUCGACUUCCGGAGGGUAUGUAA
Molecule: messenger RNA, 1527 nt
Organism: Aspergillus campestris IBT 28561
Lineage: Eukaryota; Fungi; Ascomycota; Eurotiomycetes; Eurotiales; Aspergillaceae
Product: amino acid transporter
Exons: 6
Coding region: 1-1527 (508 amino acids)
Biological process (GO): transmembrane transport
Cellular component (GO): membrane
Molecular function (GO): transmembrane transporter activity
Source: RefSeq, a predicted model, not a curated record